AUGAGCAGAGACAACAAAUGCCAGGAGCGCAGUAUUGGAAUUACCAACGAUGGAACCGGCUACCCCAUCUGCGUCACUUACGAUUCUGACACGGUCUUCUAUAAUCAAGACAUUCCCGAUGCUGAGGGAGGAAUCAUCGUCAAGUUCCCCGCAAACACGGAUCUGCCGGGCUGCGGAUACAUGAUAGCCAGCUUCAGCCAGCCGGCUUGCGCCGUCCUCGAACUGGAGAAGGCCUUCAUGCUCCAGUUCAGCUGCGGCACCGGCGACUGCUCGGCGGCCGGAGCCGAGAAGGCCCGCCGCUCCGCCCAAUUUGGAGGCAAGCAAGGCUGGAGCGAGUUGCUCGAUCUCGAUGCCGCCAGCAUUGGCAUGUACAGUCUCAUCCUCCGCAACGCCAACGGCACCGAGAUCACUCCAGCUCAGAUUGGCUCUGCUCAGGUGUCUAACAGCGCCAGCCACCCAGUCCUUCUGGCCCCUCAACUAGAGGCCUCAAAUUCAAGCGCAGCUGCGAGUGGGAACUUCUCGAAAGCCGAUGAGGGCAGGUCAGAGUACACCCGUCCUGCUGACGCGCCACAAAUUAUCAGACGCACACAGUCUCUGGACGGGGGCAUGUACUGCGUGACGCAAAGCAGAUUUACCAAGUAG
This is a messenger RNA of Parathielavia appendiculata, 642 nucleotides long. RefSeq lists its product as uncharacterized. The record is from RefSeq and is a predicted model, not a curated record. The transcript has 3 exons. Bases 1 to 642 code for a protein of 213 amino acids. NCBI's taxonomy places the organism in Eukaryota, Fungi, Ascomycota, Sordariomycetes, Sordariales, Chaetomiaceae.